Histoplasma capsulatum G186AR is the source of this 1620-nucleotide messenger RNA. RefSeq names its product multidrug resistant protein. Gene Ontology annotation, biological process: transmembrane transport. Gene Ontology annotation, molecular function: transmembrane transporter activity. Bases 1 to 1620 code for a protein of 539 amino acids. The transcript has 4 exons. The record is from RefSeq and is a predicted model, not a curated record. NCBI's taxonomy places the organism in Eukaryota, Fungi, Ascomycota, Eurotiomycetes, Onygenales, Ajellomycetaceae.
AUGGAGGAGGAACCCCCGCACGUUGAUGCGAUUCGGCGUACGCCGACUUACUCUGCUGGACUUCCAGACACGAUUGACCCCACAGAUCUCCCAUCCCGUAUUCUCAGAGAGACCGCUACACUUGAGGAAUAUACACGAGAAACUCCGGAAGGCCGGAUCACAAAGCCAGUCAGAUCCCAUGCAACUGGGAAAAUUGAGGACUUCGAGCUUGUCACUUUUAAACUCGACGAUCCAGAGAACCCAAAGAACUGGAGUAAAGCGCGGAAAUGGUACAUCACGAUGGUGGUGGCUGUUACGUGCUUCGUCGUCGCCUUUGACAGUAGCGUAAUAACGGCUGGUAUAAACCAGGUAGCAGAGGAAUUCGCCGUGGGGGAGGUCGUGGCACUACUUACGAUCACAGUCUUCGUUAUUGGGUUUGGUAUUGGACCGAUGGUUUUUGCGCCCAUGUCAGAAAUGAUUGGCCGGAAACCAGUAUACACGUCUACAUUGCUGGUCGCCGUUGUCUUCUUGAUUCCUUGUGCGGUAGCCCAGAACUUUGCAACCCUCGUUGUUUGCCGCGCCAUUGCCGGUGUGGCAUUCAGCGCACCCAUGACACUGGUUGGAGGUACCUUGGCAGACAUGUGGCGAAACGAAGAGCGAGGUGUUCCCAUGGCAGCUUUCAGUGCCGCGCCAUUCAUCGGCCCUGCUGCAGGGCCGCUUAUCGGCGGCUUUUUGUCCGAUGCGAAAGGUUGGAGAUGGCUCUAUUGGUUACAGCUCAUAUUGUCAGGGGCCGCUUGGGUGUUGCUCACGUUUACUGUCCCGGAGACCUACACGCCCACGCUGCUCGCUAUGAGAGCCAAAAGGUUAAGGGAGGAGACGAAAAACAAGAGAUAUGUGACAGAAGAAGAUCUUGAUUCUAGACCACUGGGCGAAAAGCUUCGGUUGUUCCUUUUCCGGCCAUUCCAGCUUCUCUUCUUGGAACCUAUUGUUUUACUCUUCUCGAUCUAUAUGUCGAUUCUCUACGGCCUCCUCUACAUGUUUUUUAUUGCAUUCCCCAUCGUCUAUCACGGAGGGAAAGGUUAUUCCGCAAGUGUUACUGGACUCAUGUUUAUUCCUCUCUCAAUCGGGGUAUUCGCCAGCGCCUGCUUCUCUCCACUGGUUAACAAGCACUACCUAAAAUUGAGUGCGCGGUAUAGCGGUAGACCACCUGCAGAGAUACGUUUGGUUCCGAUGAUGAUGUCGUGCUGGUUUAUUCCCAUUGGAAUGUUCAUUUUUGCAUGGACCUCCUAUCCGCAAAUGCACUGGAUUGGGCCGACAUUAGGCGGCCUCCCUGUUGGAUUCGGGUUCAUCUUCUUGUACAACUCGUGUAAUAAUUACCUAGUGGACACCUACCAGCACCAAGCUGCUUCCGCGCUUGCCGCCAAAACCUUUCUGCGAUCCAUGUGGGGUGCGUCUGUCGUGCUGUUUACUCGCCAAAUGUAUGACAAGCUGGGUUACCAGUGGGCAAGCUCCCUUAUCGCAUUCCUCGGCUUGGCCUGCUGCGCGAUCCCAUUCUGUUUCUAUUACAAGGGCGAUGCAAUUCGGAGACACUCCAAAUACGCCUUCGUGGACGACGCAGAGCAAGAAAUACUGGGGAAAUAA